ACCCCCCCCCCCCUCUCUCUCUCUCUCGUCUUUUUGCUCUUUUUCUCAUUUCUCUCUCUCUCUCGCUUGUCUGCUCUUCUCCCUCUCUAUCUCUCUCUGUCUCUGCAGCAGAGCUUCGGAGAGCAGAGCUCUGAUGGUGGAAAUGAAAGCCUGGAAAAGGAGGAACUGAGAUCUUCUGGUAUAAAAUCUCUGUCAUAUGCAAAUCAGGUGGGUUCCCAUUGUAUGUGAGAAAUCUGGGAGUAGGAUUUGGUGAUUGGCGAGCGAAGAAAGAGAAGGAACGAGUUAAAUUUAGGAAGGAUGUUGUCGAUGUUUGAAGAAAUCGGAAACAUGGAAUUCCUGCCAUUCUCUGCCGCCGAGGGCGAUAUCUUGCCAGAGAACGAAGCUGAAAUCUUACAAGACGAUGACUAUAGCGAAGAAGAUGAGAUAGAUGUAGAUGAAUUGGAGAGGAGAAUGUGGAGAGAUCGGUUGCGGCUGCGACGCCUCAAGGAACAGAACAAAGGAAAGGAUCCCAAUGACAUUGCCAAGCAGAAGCAGUCUCAAGAACAGGCGCGGCGAAAGAAGAUGUCGCGGGCCCAGGAUGGGAUACUGAAAUACAUGUUGAAGAUGAUGGAGGUGUGCAAAGCGCAGGGAUUUGUGUAUGGGAUCAUCCCAGAGAAGGGGAAGCCAGUGAGCGGGGCAUCAGACAAUCUUCGUGCAUGGUGGAAGGAAAAGGUGAAAUUCGACCGAAACGGGCCAGCGGCAAUCGCAAAGUACCAGGCAGAUCAUGCGAUCCCGGGCCAAAAUGAUGAUAUUAACUCAGUGGUCGCUACUCCUCACACACUGCAAGAGCUGCAAGACACGACGCUGGGCUCGCUUCUGUCAGCUCUAAUGCAGCACUGUGACCCUCCUCAGAGGAGGUUCCCAUUGGAGAAGGGGAUUGCCCCGCCGUGGUGGCCCACAGGCAAUGAAGAGUGGUGGCCUGAAUUGUGUCUGCCGAAAGAUCAAGGGCCACCGCCGUAUAAGAAGCCCCAUGAUCUGAAAAAAGCAUGGAAGGUGAGUGUUCUCACUGCUGUGAUCAAACACAUGUCGCCUGACAUUACGAAGAUACGGAGGCUGGUGAGGCAGUCUAAGUGCCUGCAAGAUAAGAUGACAGCGAAGGAGAGUGCUACUUGGUUGGCUGUCAUCAACCAAGAGGAAGCGCUGUGCCGUAAGCUCAACCCAGACGCGUGCCCGCCUCCGUCCUCUGUCAUCAGCAAUGGAACCUUCUCCUUCACCAGUAGCAAUGAGUAUGAUGUCGAAGGCGUUGAUGAUGAUUCGACCAUGGAUGCACCAGAAUACAAGCCUCACGACAUUGAUCUCUUCAAUGUGGGAAUGGGGAUCGGAAAAACGAAAGAUAGGCUUCUAGGCCAGCCUCUGAUCAAGGAAGAAUACAGCAGUACAGAUUUCAUCCAGAAGAGGAAAAUGCCUUGUGAGCCUGAUCUGCUGAUGGACCGCCGAAUCUAUACUUGCGAAAACAUUCAGUGUCCUUACCAUGAUGUCCGGCUCGGAUUCUUGGAUAUGAACUCAAGGAACAACCAUCAAGCCAAGUGUGCUUUCCGGCCUACUUACUCGCCAGGCAUUGGAAUGACGGCCUACCAGAUCAACACAGACAAACAGCCCAUUUUUUCUCUGCCCUUUGGCCAGCCUAAGCCAAUGAUGCCGGCAAAUCCACCUUCUGUUAAUGUCUCUGGCUUGGGUAUCCCGACAGACGGACAGAAAUCGAUCAAUGACCUUAUGUCAUUCUACGACAGCAAUCUCCAGUCAAGCAAGAACUCGACGGCUCAUGGGCUCAAGGACAAUCAAAAUCCUCACCAGCAGCAGAAAAUUCAAAUGGACGACUGCAUUCUCCGUCAAGGAAUCGACGCGGGCGGGACCGUCUUCGAAGAAGCCAAUGGCUGCAUCAACAAUCCUCAUUUUCUGAGAGACGAAAUCCAUUUCGAUCAGUGCAAGAUGUUCGAUCAACAGUUCGACAGCGAUGCCAGCGACAUCCCUCCUCACUUCAAAUUCGAACCCGCUUUCAACAAUGUGCCGUCCAUCGAUUUCGCCGACCCUGCACCGAAAGGAGCUGAUCAUCUGCCGAGGCACGAUAAUUCAAUUUGGUACUUCUGAAAGAUGGAAUCAAGUACAUGAUCUAUCAUCUCUCUUGGUGGGGGUGUACAUUUUGACAAUGGUUAUUACUAUGAUCAGGUGAACUUCUGUCUGCAAUUAGUUCUUACUUCAUAAACCGUUCAGUUAAGAACUUCAUUUCAAAAUUCCGGUCAGAAAGAUGAUAAUAUGGAAGGGUUUUAAGGGUUUUUUUUUAAAAGGGAUAUCUAGGGUUUUGCAUUUGAUGCAGAGUGCAGAAUCAGAUAGAGCAAUGCAGAGAUUUUGAUUCUGUCCUGCUUUAAAAUGCUUAUAGAAACUUUCAGUGUCUAAGAACUUUCAAAUUGGUUUAUAGUUGUAUUAUACUGUUAGGGAAAUGCUCACAUCCAACCGAUUGGACCGCUGACUUAUCAUCCAACCAGCAGAUGCUUUUCAUCCUAUCAUGUUUGUGUGAUUUCCAACCUUGUCAAGAAGGUUGGCCCCACCAUGAGAGGAUCAUCCUAUGCAAAAAUCAGCCCAAUACCCGUCGAGAUAAUAAAGAAAUAUUUGUGUGGCCCACCUCAUGAGUGCAAUAGGUUGGAUUGGUUUUUGCACUAGGCUAUUAUUAUGGUGGGGCCAGUCUAUUGGAUGGGUUGGAUUUCACAGACAUAAAUGGUUUGAACUUAUCAGGUAGGUGGACGGUAACUUACGGUCCAGCCGGUUGGAUGUGAGAAUUUCUCAUAGUGGUAUCAUGUGGUGUUAUGUCUCUCUUCAGUUGCAUUCUUACCUUCUAUAGUUUAAGAAAAAUGUUAUACAUGUUUGGUGCUUGAUAUUUAUAGAUUGUGUUUUAGAUGAA
Magnolia sinica is the source of this 2935-nucleotide messenger RNA. Its product is annotated as ETHYLENE INSENSITIVE 3-like 1 protein. The record is from RefSeq and is a predicted model, not a curated record. Gene Ontology annotation, cellular component: nucleus. The coding region runs from base 298 to 2127 and encodes 609 amino acids. The transcript is spliced from 2 exons. Lineage: Eukaryota; Viridiplantae; Streptophyta; Magnoliopsida; Magnoliales; Magnoliaceae. Gene Ontology annotation, molecular function: DNA-binding transcription factor activity; DNA binding.